Messenger RNA from Cavia porcellus (domestic guinea pig), 5159 nucleotides. It is a transcript of the gene Sdc3, whose product is annotated as syndecan 3. The coding region runs from base 142 to 1464 and encodes 440 amino acids. Lineage: Eukaryota; Metazoa; Chordata; Mammalia; Rodentia; Caviidae. Gene Ontology annotation, biological process: cell migration. The transcript is spliced from 5 exons. The record is from RefSeq and is a predicted model, not a curated record. Gene Ontology annotation, cellular component: membrane; cell surface.
CGCGGAGCCGGAGCGAGGCGGAGCCGGCCGCGCAGCCGUGCGAGCCGAGCCGAGCCGAACCGAACCGCGCCGCGCGUCGCCCACCGCCGCCGAGCAGCCGCCCGCGCCGGGAACAAAGGCCCCGCCGCCGCCGCCGUCGCCAUGAAGCCGGGGCCGCCGCACCGCGCCGGGGCCGCCCACGGGGCUGGAGCCGGAGCCGGGACCGCGGCCGCGCCUGGGGCCCGCGGGCUGCUGCUGCCGCCGCUGCUGCUGCUGCUGCUGGCCGGGCGCGCCGCGGGGGCUCAGCGCUGGCGCAGUGAGAACUUUGAGCGGCCUGUGGACCUUGAGGGCUCCGGGGACGAUGACUCCUUUCCUGAGGAUGAACUGGAUGACCUCUACUCGGGGUCCGGCUCCGGCUACUUUGAGGAGUCGGGCAUUGAGACGGCCAUGCGGUUCAGCCCUGAAGUAGCCCUGGCCGUGUCCACCACACCUGCAGUGCUGCCCACCGCGGACAUCCGGCCUGUAGGCACCCCCUUCGGAGAGCUCCCCUCUGAGCAUCCCACCCCAGAGCCUGUCACCAGUCCCCCGGUGGUGACAGAAAUCCCAGAAGAGCCCAGCCAGAGAGCCACCACUGUCUCCACCACCAUGGCAACCACCACUGCCACCACAGGGGCCCCGACUGUGGCCAUGGCACCCACCAUUGUGGCCACUGCUGCCCCCAGCACCCCUGCGGAACCCCCUUCCACAGCUACCACUGCUGUCGUAAGGACCACUGGUACACGGAGGCUUCUGCCUCUUCCACUGACCACGGCCGCCACGGCCCAGGCCACCACUCCUGUGGCCCCCUCAGCCCCUACCACAGUGGCUGUACUGGACACGGAAGCCCCAACACCCAGGCCGGUCAGCACGGCUACCUCCCAGCCGAGGACCCUUCCCAGACCAGCUACUACCCAGGAGCCCGAUGUCCCUGAGAAGAGCACCUUGCCCCUGGGGACCACGGCCCCUGGACCCACAGAGGUGGCUCAGACCCCAACUCCAGAGUCCCUCCUGACCACAGUCCGGGAUGAGCCGGAGGUGCCAGUGAGUGGGGGACCCAGUGGGGACUUUGAGCUGCCAGAGGAAGAGACCACACAACCAGACACCGCCAAUGAAGUGGUGGCUGUGGGAGGGGCUGCAGCCAAGCCGUCACCUCCACCUGGAACACUGCCCAAAGGCGCCCAGCCAGGGCCUGGCCUCCUGGACAAUGCCAUCGACUCUGGCAGCUCAGCUGCCCAGCUGCCCCAGAAGAGCAUCCUGGAGCGGAAGGAGGUGCUUGUAGCUGUGAUUGUGGGCGGGGUGGUGGGCGCACUCUUCGCCGCCUUCCUGGUCACGCUGCUGGUCUACCGCAUGAAGAAGAAGGAUGAAGGCAGCUACACGUUGGAGGAGCCCAAGCAGGCGAGUGUCACAUACCAGAAGCCUGACAAGCAGGAGGAGUUCUACGCCUAGCGGAGCCUCAGUGCCUCCCUGCAACCUCGGCCGCCCUCAUCCAGUCCCGGCCCAGCCUCACUGGCCCAGCUGUGGGACUGGGCCUGGCCUGGUUCUUCUCUGCCCUCCUCCUCUGGCCUGCCCAGGCUCCAGCCUCACGCAUUGCCCUGUGAGGAAUGGGGAUGCUACCAUUUGCCCUAGUCUGUGCCCUUAGGAGCUCAUCUCCUAUCUCCCACCAGCCUGGGGCUUUGGGACCUUACAUCAGUGGACUGGAGGAAGGAAGCUUCUGAUUGGCUGGUGGGAGAAAGGGAAGAGAUAGACCCUGAGAUGGGCUGAGCCUCUGCGAAAUCCCAAAGGGCUGGCUCAGUCUCCUUCCUGGGUCAGAGAGGCCCACAGGCUGGCUUCCAGGACCAACACGUGGCAAACUCAGCCCUUGAAAUCAUCUAGACGACAAAGCCUCAUUCCUGUUGCAGGGCCUCUCUUUGCCUGGCUGAGGGAGUGUUAUUUGUCACCAGCCUGUUUUGUCCUGGCCUCCUGGGGGUUCUGGGACCAUUCUCCCCUCUCUGCCCAGUGCAUAUGUGCCCUAGGUUUCCUUCUCCCUACCCCGAGGACAUGGCUUCCUGAGAGUGCAGAAGCAGCCCCCAGUGAGGACAGCUACCUGACAUACCUCCUGUGAGCAUAUUCUACUCUGACACUACCACCCAGUCUGUUAUAUAUAUUGUUACUUGGUCACAUAGAAGACAGAAUAGAGCAGUGACAAAAGCAUAUCCAGUGCUGACCGCUUCGCCCAGCCAGACACCUUACAGACACGUUUUCCAAAGAUAUGUGUCUUCAUGUACUGCUUAACCCACUCUCCAGACACCUCUGCUAUACCAGUCACUACUUACGGUCACCUGGAUGGUGACAGUGUGGUCUGCCUCUCUGUCCCUCCACCCCCCACACUGCCACCACACACAUCAUAUCGAGCUCUUUUAGGCUCAUCGGAGAAGGCAGAGUUCUAUUGGAACAGUCAGCCCAUAUUGGGUCUCAGUUGCCCUGUUAACACUCGGUCCCACAUCAAGGUGCCCACACCAGCCACAUUGUCACCCAUCCCGGCCUUGGUCAGACACGGCCCCAGGUGGAUGCAUAGUCCACACAACCCUGCACUCAUUGGGGAAGAAAGGGGGGGCAUUUGCCUUUCCUGAAGUAUAGUGUGGUGCAAGUGGACAUUGCUACCAGCCCACCCAGGGCUUUGCACACCUGAGGGCCUGGCCUCACCCCUGAUUGCUUCCCUUCCCUCCGUGCCCACAAAGGGAGAUGUUCAGGGCCAGCCCCACCUGCUGAGAGCCCUGGGACUUUCACCAAGGCUGGAGAAGGACAGGGUUGCACCCUAAAAUUUGGCCCUGGGCUGUGGAGGGUGCUUGGGUUUCCCUGGACCAAAGGCCCUGGGUGGGGAUGGGGUGAGUGGUCUGGCUCUUGGCUCCUACAUCUUUUUCCUGCUCUGAGUUAGGGGGCUGAUCCUGCCUCCCAGGACACAAGUUUCCAAAGUGCCUGUGAGGGCUGGCCCUCCGCCCGGGCCCUCUGCAUCCCCUGCCCCCUAGACCCCCAGGCCUCCCUGUGGAUGCCUGCCCACCCCUUUGACCAAACAAGUCUGCAGUUCUGGCUGCUGCUGCUGCAUGGGCCCACAGCUGGAAGCAGCCCAUCCAGAUGACCCAGGCCUCAAGGCAGGUAUUUGAGGGACUAGAACAGGUGACAGCAAGGGGAGCUGUGUCACAGGCCCCAGGCCUGCCUUCCCCUGCUUUGUUACCCGUGAAAGUGGGGCCAUUUUAUAGGUAUUUUAAGUGAGGGAUCACCAGUCCCCUUUGGGGUAGGUGGCAGGGGCUCUGGGAGCCCGGGGACGUGGUGGUGUGAAUUGUAACUAGUUGGCCCUCCCAUGCCCACCUGUCACCCAUAGCCCAGAUCCAAGUCAGGAGCCCACCCCAGUUUUAUUUCUGUUCCCUUUUGAAGAUUCCCUGGCAGUGGACCUCUGCAGGGGAGGGGUGGGGUGCUGAGGCAGCAAGGGCCAGGCUCCAGGGGUCCUUUCAGACCUUGAAGCCCUCCUCAGCAGGGCCCAGAGUUGUGUGAGGAAACCAGCUAGCUGGAGCCUUUGAGAGACCGAGAGGGGAGGAGGCCUGGGCCUCCGUGGGCCCUGCAGCAGAAGCUCCGGCCUCCCCGGCCUCCCUCUCCACUGAUCCCUGGUGGGCUGCUGUCUCAGGGGUGGCAGCCCUGGUGAGAAGGCCUGGGCAGGCCAAGGCUGAGAACCUAGGAAGUGUGAAGGAGGCAGUGCUGGGCACCCAGGCCUCAGGGACACUGGUACUGGGACAGGGUCCAGCAGUAGACACAACUUCUGUGUUGUCUAGCCAACGUGGGGUGGCUUUGGCUGGCCUGACUUCUCAUAGCUCAAGUGCUGGCUUUGGACUUGGGGCCUCCUGGCACCAGCACCCCUUCUGUGACCUUAGUCCUUAAGAGAGGCUGAGGGCCUUGUGCAUGGAGCCCUGGACCCAUGGUCAAGGUCCAGGCUUUAUCUUCAUGAAGUUUAAUGUGGUCUGCCCAGGCCAGGUCUUCAGGCCAGUCUUUGGGCAGGGCGGGGAGCAGGGCAAUCAAAGAGCUCAGCCAUGGGUGAGCUGGAGCUCUACAGUGCAAUGGGGGUGCGGAGGCCUCUCCCUACCCCAGGUAUGGUGUGAAAUGUGCAGGGCCAGCCAGGCAGGCCUGCAGACACCCCAGUGCUCCCGGGAGGGUGUCCUGCAGGCCCUGGCAUUUCCUGGGAGCACAGCACAUUCCAAAUGAGAGGGAGCUUGUGUGGUUUGAGAACUCUCCUGGGCUUUGCUGGAGCCCACUGGAGGACAAGGCAGGCUGAGCUGAACUGGGGGCGGGACUGAUCCCUGGCUGUGCUUACCAGAGCCCAAGUUCGGUCUCUCCAGGUGGCCAGAGCCGAUGGGACUUCACCUGAAAGGCUGGUCCCCUUGAUCACUGGAAGAAUGUGGGUAGCAAAUGGGGCAGGGAGGCCUGUGUGGCAGAGGCCUAGGGCACUCAGGCCAGGCCCUUGUGGUUGGCAAAGCCAGCCAUCGGGCCAGACUGGGAGCAGAGCCAACUUGGCCUCCCAGGCCGGAGUGGCCUUCUCGGCUCUCCUGGCUUCCUCUGUCAGCCACAACCUUGGACUUGCCUCCCCAUGCCUCCAGUCUGUAAAUAGAAGCCCACAAACUGUACAGAGUUAGAGAGGCCAAGACUGGGCCCGGGAGUCACCAUCGACGGGCUGAAGGCCCCCCAUCCCCCAGGUGCCUGCCUGGCCCCAGCGUGACGAAUGCAUGUAAAUAUUUCUCGUAGGCAGCGUGGCUCCAGAGAGCCCCCUAAAGACAGUGUUCCCCUCUGGUGAGUCCUUUCCUCUGUACAGAGCCCUCCCGGCCCGGCCGGCGGUGGGUAGGAGUUCAUCCUUCCCUCCCGCCUGCCUUCCCUUUCUCCCCCGCCCACGACCUCUUUAUUAACCGUCCCUGUCCUGAGUUCAUGGCCAAAACUCAAUAAGGAGAAGUGGAGGAAAGAUGGUGGACAAGGGGACCAAGGCACUGGCCCACUGUGGGUGUGUGCCUGGCCCAGCCUGGGGAAGGAACUGGUUUUGUUUUGUUUUUUGUUUGAUUUUUGUUUUUAACAUUUCCCGUGCUGUGCCCAUUUAUAAGAGGAAAUAAAAUUAAGCUGAAACGAUG